AUGUCCGCCAAGUGGUACCCAGAAGGCUACUCCUACCCUACCCUGCCACCCAACUUUGGGGGCUCCCCCGCUACCAGUUCGUCCGGAAACUCCUCCGGUCAUCGUCCCUCCCCCAGUCGAUCGACUGUACCGGCACGCGAUGGCGCAGCAGGACGAGUUGGUUAUUAUGACCGCUCUAUUAAAUCGACCUCUUGCCACACCUCUGUCCUUGGCCAUCCCCCGCUUGACUCGACUGCUGGUCGGCCAGAGCUUGUUUCUGGGGUUGAUUAUUUCAAGAUUGGAGAGAUUGUUCAGAUUCGUCGCUACCAUUCCGCGGACAAUGCUUACAGCAACUGGCUGCCUGGAAGGGUCGUCCGCCCCAUCUUUAAACCCUGUACUAUCGGAGGAGACAGCAGGAGCUAUGUCGUCUCCUACACGGACCCGUAUACUCAAGAUUACAAGGAAAAGACUUUCUCUCCCUGGCUCAACGAAAUUUCGGAAAUCGCACUUGAGAGGCCUUCCUCUGCCUGCUCCAACAAACCAACUAAAGAGAGCACCGACACCGCUGCAGUUCCGCGUAUGAACGCUCCAGUUUACGCUCGCGUCAAAUUGCCCCAGUGGACGAAAGAAGGCACGCAAGAGAGUAGACGCGUUUGGGUUCCAGCGCUUCCCCUUGCCCCACCUGGUGUGCAUGGCCUCCACAUCCGUGUCCUUGCCGGGCAAGCUGCGCAUCAGGAGUUCUCCGGGGUUACAGAGAUCUUACCGUACUCGCCCAAGACUGUCUCCGAGUGUAGGAAGAAAGGCCAGCUUGUGGAAGGUGAUGGUCUGAAGAGAUAUCUUUAG
Molecule: messenger RNA, 822 nt
Organism: Laccaria bicolor S238N-H82
Lineage: Eukaryota; Fungi; Basidiomycota; Agaricomycetes; Agaricales; Hydnangiaceae
Exons: 5
Coding region: 1-822 (273 amino acids)
Source: RefSeq, a predicted model, not a curated record